Messenger RNA from Onychostoma macrolepis, 1057 nucleotides. Its product is annotated as obscurin-like protein 1. NCBI's taxonomy places the organism in Eukaryota, Metazoa, Chordata, Actinopteri, Cypriniformes, Cyprinidae. Bases 365 to 772 code for a protein of 135 amino acids. The record is from RefSeq and is a predicted model, not a curated record. The transcript has 3 exons.
UUGAGUCUACAUACUUUCUCAAAACCACUAACAAUGUGUCAAAUAACGCUUCAUCCACUAAAUGCUGUUUGCCCUUAUCAGAGUUUAACAAAAUAAACAUUCAUAACCAAAUAAUCAAAGCCCCUCUUGUUAAACACUAAAAUGAUCUCCUCGGCACUUUUGCUGAUACAAACUGUAAAAAGGAUUAUAAAGGUUUCUGAACAUCUUCCGGAUCACUUACUGUACAAUAUUACUAUAUUGUAUAGAUAAUGUCACCUAAUUUAGAUAUGCUCAUUAACUUAUAUGCGCAGAAGAAUAUGCUUCAAAACUACAGUAGUAAAUAACAUGAGAUACGAACUCAUGAUAUACACUCGGAAUCAGCAAAAUGUCUCAUUCAUUAGCCAUACCUCCACCAGCGAUGUUCUCAGCUGUUCCUGAGAUUGAGAAGAACAAGUCCGUUGAAGCAGGCUGGCCAAUUAUUCUCCAAUGUGAGAUAUCUGAUCCUACAGCCCUGGUCCAAUGGUACAAGGAUGGAUUACAGCUCCUACCUCAAUCUGGGGUUUACAUCCAAUCACAGCACACCAUGAGGACACUGGUUAUCCAAUCAGCAAAUGUAUCCCACUCUGGGUUUUACAGUUGUAAUACUGCUGAUGAUAUCAGCGAAUUUUUUGUGGAUGUUAAAGAUCCAUUCUUGCUGCUUUAUGGGCUCCUUAACCAUUUCCCUAAUGCAGGAAUAUAUCUGAAGCUUCACAAGUUUGUUUGCAGCAUUUCCACCAACUACUACUAUUCUUAAAUGCUAUUUAACCAGCAUCUUGUUUCUCUUUAUUUUUAAAGAAACCAUUUGCGCUGGGCAAGCAUGUAAGCUUUAUUAUCUGUGCUUAACAGCACUUAAUUCUCACAAAGCUUUCAUUAAUUGUAUUCUCUUUUUCUUUGUAUUACAUUUGGCUUUUAGAGUGGAGAAGGUUUUAAAGGGCUGCCCAUGCAAUCAUCAUCAGUGCUUGAAUUGCAUGCUUCACGUCAUACUUGUGUGACAAAUUAAAUGCAGCACAACAUAAAACUAAGGUCCAUUUCCUUUUCA